Messenger RNA from Tilletiopsis washingtonensis, 1334 nucleotides. Its product is annotated as Nucleotidylyl transferase. The coding region runs from base 316 to 1062 and encodes 248 amino acids. The transcript has 6 exons. Gene Ontology annotation, molecular function: nicotinate-nucleotide adenylyltransferase activity; nicotinamide-nucleotide adenylyltransferase activity. Lineage: Eukaryota; Fungi; Basidiomycota; Exobasidiomycetes; Entylomatales. The record is from RefSeq and is a predicted model, not a curated record. Gene Ontology annotation, biological process: NAD+ biosynthetic process.
CCGCAGCGCGGCAGCGCCAGCAGCCCGAGCGGCAGUGGCAGCACCAGCGCCGCCGCGACGACGGGCAGUGCCGAGGCGCUGGCUGCCGCCGCCGCCGCCUCGGCGCUCGUGUCGGGCGACCCCGAGGCCGUGCGUCCGGCGUACACGCGCACCUACGACGUCGACGGCUUCGGCGAGGAGCGCAGCGAGGCGCCCGCCGACGACGCCUACGACGAGCUGCUCGACGAGGAGCGCGGCGAGGCGCUUGCCGCCGUGCCCGUGCAGGGCCAGCGCCGGGAGGACUACGUGUUCCCGCGGCAUCGCCUGCCGACGCGCAUGCGCGAUGAGAGCAAGGUGCCGCUCGUGAUUGUCGCGUGCGGCUCCUUCUCGCCGCCGACGUACCUGCAUCUGCGCAUCUUUGAGAUGGCCAAGGACCAGGUCAUCGAGGAGGGCAAGUACGAGCUGCUGGGCGGCUACUACUCGCCCGUGUCCGACUACUACAAGAAGGAGGGCCUGGCCAAGGCGACGCACCGCGUGCGCAUGUGCGAGCUGGCCGUCGAAAAGACUUCGACGUGGCUCAUGGUCGAUGCGUGGGAGUCGCUGCAGGAUGCGUACCAGCGCACCGCCGUUGUGCUCGACCACUUUCACGAGGAGCUCAACGGCGGCGCCGACGGCGGCGUGCUGCUCAGCGACGGCUCGCGGCGCCGCAUCCGCAUCAUGCUGCUCGCCGGCGGCGACCUGAUUCAGAGCAUGGGCGAGCCGGGUGUGUGGGCUGAGGCGGAUCUGCACCACAUUCUCGGCCGCUACGGCUGCAUGAUUGUCGAGCGGACGGGCGCCGACGUGUGGAGCUUCCUGCUCUCGCACGACAUCCUCUGGACGUACCGGCGCAAUCUGCACGUCGUCACGCAGGUCAUCUACGACGACGUCAGCUCGAGCAAGAUCCGCCUCUUCGUGCGGCGUGGCAAGAGCAUCCGCUAUCUGCUGCCGCAGAGCGUCGUGCGGUAUAUGGCCGAGAACCAGCUGUACCGACUGCCGCCGGAGGAGACGAAGAAGCAGCCCAACGCCGACGACCAGAUCUGGUGACCGCGCGCGACGGCACGCCCCUGCUCCAUCUCCCGCCUCGAUGCUCUAUUGCCCGCCGCAUGCCCCGCCAUAGAUUCAGCGCCCCAUCUACCCGCAUCGUCCAGCCCCCUGUAUCACCACGCCUCGACGGGCCUGCCUCGCGUGCUUGUCUCCCCUGCAAUAUGUGUCUCGUCGCGCGCGCACCCGCUGCGUCGCGCCAGCCUCCUCAUCGUCUCGAUACCGGCAACCAAUGGCACACCUUCAGCAGAUGUAGGAGGGAAUCGAUUGCAUGC